AUGUUGGCCGCCAUACCCGUUGAGAGCUUGAGUGAUGUGAGGAGUUUGAAGCACCACCUGCACCAAACCUAUGCAGUACCGCUGUUCCGACAAGUGGUUUUGCAAGACUGCGAGAUCCAGGAUGACUCCGCCUCUCUUCUCUCGCCUGGCGAUGUGCAGCUGGUCGUGCGGAAUACUUUUUCCACUACACCCCACGCGGAGGUGCAGGAUUUUCUGCGAUUAGUCCGCGAUGGCCGUGUCUCUGAGGUUGAAGAUGUACUGAUGCGUUUCCAUGACCCCAACUUGCCACGAGGUUUGCCACUCGACUGUGCGUCUGAAUCUGGACAUCUAGAAAUUGUUCGUCUGCUGCUACAGGCUGGGGCGCGCAUCUCCCCUGAGUGUCUCGCCGUAGCAUCCGGUGCUGGACAUACCGAGGUCGUGGGCGCGUUACUGGAGGCUAGGGCAGAUCCCGAGUCGCGUCGUGAAGGACGAUUCUCCGCCCUCCUAUGUGCAUCGAACAAUGGGCAUGCAGGAGUCGUUCGCACACUUUUGGAGGCUUCAGCUGCAGAGGAGGGCAGCGCAAGUUUGGAUUGGGCUGCGAAGCUUGGCCAUUUAGAAGUUGUGCACCUGCUUGUGCAGGCCGGAUUUGGAUCCCAUGAGGUCGAUGGCCCGCUCGACGGCACACGUUUGCUAAGUGCAGCUCGUGGGGGCCAGGUUGAGGUUGCAAGUUUGCUGCUGGAUGUAGGGCUCAUCAGGGGUUGGGGGCAACAUGCCCUGUCCCCCGCGUCGCCGGCUUUACAAUGGUACGCGGAUGCUCUCAGCGAGGCAUCCGGUCAUGGCCACAUCAAGGUGGUGCGCUUGUUGCUGGAGGCUGCGGCCACUGCGGCUGCACUGGACGUGACUGGCUUGCUUUGGACUCGCUUGCCUGGGACGCCCUUGAUUGAGACAUCUGAAACGGGACAUGUUGAAGUGGUGCGAGUGUUGCUGCAGGCUGGGGCUUCCCCGAACUUGACCGACAAGGAUGGCUUGCUCCCUGGCGCGCAGCCUCCGCGAUCCGUUGCGCAACACCUUGCUGGCCGCACAGCCCUCAUGGCAGGCGCUGCCACAGACUUGCUUGACAACAGGGGCUCUUCAGCUCUGAUGUAUGCAGUGGACGGGCGCCGCAAAGGAGCUGCGCGUUUGCUGCUGGAAGCCGGGGGUGCCAUGCCCACGGAGCAGCGCUACCAAGAAGCCCUGAGCUCGGUGCUGGAGGCCGAAACUCCCAGUCCCAGCGGGGAGGAAGAUUUCGAUUUAUUUGCUUGA
Symbiodinium pilosum is the source of this 1281-nucleotide messenger RNA. NCBI's taxonomy places the organism in Eukaryota, Dinophyceae, Suessiales, Symbiodiniaceae. The record is from the annotation of a GenBank genome assembly.